AUGGAAUACAACCUGUCGGGCGGGGUUCUGACCGACUCGGACGCUCCUGAUCACAGCCCUAUGACUCUCUCAGACUCCGGGACCCCACAACGAGAAGCAAUCUGUAAAACGCACCAUGAAAGCAGCGAUAAUGAGAAAUCCCAGCAGAAUCAAACGGAUGAUUCGGAUUCAAAGGACCCGACCAUCAAGAAGAAGCAGAGACGCCAAAGGACACACUUUACAAGCCAACAACUACAGGAACUGGAGGCCACUUUUCAAAGAAACCGAUAUCCUGACAUGUCAACCAGGGAGGAGAUCGCAGUCUGGACAAAUUUAACCGAGGCACGAGUCAGGGUAUGGUUUAAAAAUCGCAGAGCGAAAUGGAGGAAAAGGGAGCGCAACCAACAGGCCGAACUGUGUAAAAAUGGGUUUGGCGCACAGUUUAACGGACUCAUGCAACCUUACGAUGAUAUGUAUUCUGGCUAUUCCUACAACAACUGGGCCACCAAGAGUUUGACAAGCAGCCCUCUGUCAGCCAAGAGCUUUCAAUUCUUCAACUCCAUGAACGUCAGCCCCCUGUCCACGCAGCCCAUGUUCUCUCCUCCCAGCUCCAUCUCCUCUAUGACCAUGCCGGCCUCCAUGGUGCCUUCGGCCGUGACCGGAGUGCCCGGGACCAGUCUGAAUAAUUUAAGCAAUCUGAACAACCUCAACAGCCCCUCCCUCAACUCGGCCAUGACUGCCGGCGCCUGUCCUUACGCAUCUUCGGCCAGCCCUUACUCGUACCGGGACACAUGCAACUCAAGCCUCGCCAGUCUCCGGCUCAAGGCCAAACAACACACCAAUUUCGGCUACCCAGGAGUUCAGAACCAAGUGUCCAACCUAAGUCCGUGUCAAUAUGCUGUGGACAGACCUGUAUGA
Carcharodon carcharias (great white shark) is the source of this 897-nucleotide messenger RNA. It is a transcript of the gene pitx3, whose product is annotated as paired-like homeodomain 3. NCBI's taxonomy places the organism in Eukaryota, Metazoa, Chordata, Chondrichthyes, Lamniformes, Lamnidae. The coding region runs from base 1 to 897 and encodes 298 amino acids. Gene Ontology annotation, cellular component: nucleus. Gene Ontology annotation, molecular function: DNA-binding transcription factor activity, RNA polymerase II-specific; RNA polymerase II cis-regulatory region sequence-specific DNA binding. The transcript is spliced from 3 exons. The record is from RefSeq and is a predicted model, not a curated record. Gene Ontology annotation, biological process: anatomical structure morphogenesis; regulation of transcription by RNA polymerase II.